Messenger RNA from Caenorhabditis auriculariae, 400 nucleotides. The record is from the annotation of a GenBank genome assembly. NCBI's taxonomy places the organism in Eukaryota, Metazoa, Nematoda, Chromadorea, Rhabditida, Rhabditidae.
AUGGGCUAUGUAUUCACAACUCUCAGUUUGAUGCUUUCUUUCCCAUUUAUGUAGGAAUCGGACUGCUCAAGCGCUUGCAAGAAGUCGAAGCACUGUAGGUUUCGGAGGACUUGUUUCUGAGCGAUAUCGAUCGCUUCUUAGCCCAUGGCCGUGCCAAGUCGUGCCACGCCGUCCUGUCGUUUUCUAUAGCUCCUCCUCCUUUCCUGUGCUUCUAGCGCCGUCAACAAAGGAACUGUGCGCCGGAUUGGCAUGGCCGCGUGCAACUUCGAAACGUGGAAAAACUUUUGGAAAGCGUUGCUCUCCAGACGCUUUGGAGGAGAGCAGGGAUCCGCUCCAAAAAGACCUCAACGGGCCGGAACUUUUCGAAUUCAGAAUGUGUCACAAGUAUCCUCUUCAUUGA